AUGGGAAGCAGCUCUGAUUCAGAGUCGGAUAUCAGUGAUUCAGAGAUUAAUGAAUACGUUGAAAAACCUUAUGAGGAACUGAAGGCUGGUGUUUACAAAGUGACGGGCCGAAAUGGUACCCUUAGGUGCCCUUUCUGCGCUGGAAAGAAAAAACAAGAUUACCAGUACAAUCAUCUUUUUCAACACGCCAUUGGAGCAGGCAAAGGCUCUUCCAACCGAAGUGCAAAGCAGAAGGCAAACCAUCUUGCAUUGGCUAAGUACUUGGAAACUGACCUAGCUGACAAGGCGGAACCACUUCCCCAGCAUGUGGUUACACCUGCACCUGCUGUUAAAUCUGAGCAGAAUGACUUGUACUGCUGGCCUUGGACGGGAAUAAUUAUUAACAUACUGAAUGAGCCGAGCAAUGGACAAAGUGUGGAUAGCAGUGGAUACUGGUUGGAAAAAUUUUCCAGGUACAAGCCUUUAAAGGUUGAGAUUUUCUGGGAUCUCCAAGAGCACACAGCACAAGCUGUAUUACAAUUUGAUAAUGAUUGGAGUGGGUUUAAGAAUGUCAUGUUGUUCGAAAAGUUUUUUGAAGCUGAUGGUCAUAGUAAGAAAGAAUGGGAUGAGCGUAGAACUUCUCCUGGUUCAAAUAUAUAUGGCUGGUUUGCUCGUGAAGAUGAUUAUAAUUCAGAAGGGGCAGUGGGAGAUUACCUUAGGAAAAAUGGAGAAUUAAAGACAAUCGCUGACAUUGUCGAGGAAGCAGCUAAAGACAAGGAAAAAAUCGUGGCUAAUCUAGCCAAUGAGAUAGACAUGAAAAAUGAAAAUCUGGAUCACUUGCAGAUCAAGUACAAUGAAAAGGCAAUGUCCCUUAGUAGGAUGCUUCAAGAGAAAGACAUACUUCACCGUCGUUUCGAUGAAGAAACAAGGAAGCUGCAACGUGAUUCACGGGAGCGUGUAAGGAGAGUUUUAGAUGAACAGGAGACGUUAAACAUAGAGUUGGAAAACAAGAAAAGACGACUUGAUUCAUGGAGUAAAGAACUGAACAAACGCGAGACCUUGACGGAACGCGAGAGACUGAAACUUGAAGAGGAGAAAAAAAAGAAUGAUAUGAGAAAUAAUGCACUUCAAAUGGCUUCGGAGGAGCAAAGAAAAGCUGAUGAAAAUGUCCUGAGGCUAGCAGAAGAACAUAAGAAAGAGAAAGAGGAAGCUCUGAAAAAGGUUCUCGAGUUAGAAAAGAAUCUAGAUGAGAAGCAAAAACGAGAAAUGGAAAUUGAAGAAUUAAAAGGAAAACUAGAGGUGAUGAAGCAUCUGGGAAAAGAUGAUGCAGCUGUCCAGAAAAAGAUAAAGGAGAUGGAUGAGCAGCUGGAGGAGAAAAUUGAGGAAAUGGAUAAUCUUGAAGAUUUAAAUCUACAAUUGACUGUCAAGGAGCGCACUAGUAAUGACGAGCUACAACUGGCUCGUAAAGAAUUAAUAACGAGUUUGCGUGAGAUGCUAAGUAGCAGUCGCGUUAAUAUUGGGCUAAAGAUGAUGGGAGAAGUCGAUGAGAAAGCGUUCAAGAAUGCAUGCAAUCUGAGAUUCCCACCUGAAGAAGCUGAGAUAAAGGCCCUUGAACUUUGCUCCCUAUGGCAAGAAAAACUGAAAAAUCCUCAAUGGUACCCUGUCAAAGUCACCACAGAUGACAAGGGAAAUCCUCAGGAAAUAUUGAAUGAAGAUGAUGAAUUGCUAAGAAACCUUAAGGAUGAAUGGGGGGACGAAAUUUAUGAUGCAGUUACUAAAGCCUUCCGUGAAAUGAAUGAAUACAACCCAAGUGGUCGACUCUCAAGCGCAAGAGAUGAGUUCUGGAAGCAGCUGGAGUGGUAA
Fraxinus pennsylvanica is the source of this 1842-nucleotide messenger RNA. NCBI's taxonomy places the organism in Eukaryota, Viridiplantae, Streptophyta, Magnoliopsida, Lamiales, Oleaceae. The record is from the annotation of a GenBank genome assembly.